This is a messenger RNA of Vigna unguiculata (cowpea), 3342 nucleotides long. Its product is annotated as protein STICHEL-like 2. Gene Ontology annotation, cellular component: DNA replication factor C complex; DNA polymerase III complex. Gene Ontology annotation, biological process: DNA repair; DNA-templated DNA replication. Lineage: Eukaryota; Viridiplantae; Streptophyta; Magnoliopsida; Fabales; Fabaceae. The record is from RefSeq and is a predicted model, not a curated record. Gene Ontology annotation, molecular function: DNA clamp loader activity; DNA-directed DNA polymerase activity; DNA binding.
CGAAACCAUUUCCUCAAAUUACCAAACUACCCUCUCUUUUCUUUCUGAAAAGGGCUCGCUGGUCGAGACUCCCCCACCAACCUCUCAACCCAAACAUCUUAACUGCAUUGCUCUCACCACCCAUGGCCCCUCGCAUUUACCACAUUUUACUGUUUUGCCACUCCCUCUUCUAUAUCUCGCUCCCUGCAUUCAACACUGCUUCUACCACAUUUAUUUUUGUUUCUCUUCCCAGCAUGGGUUCCACUGCAGAGGAGAUGAAACGGUAGCGCCUCAAUGGGAGUGCUUGCUGCUGCUGUUCUGUGUUGUUCAAGGUGGUGAAGGUUUUAGUGGAUUCUGACUUUCCCAGUGUGAGAUAAUGAUGGAAGGGCGGCGGCAUUCAGUUGAUAUUCCAAUUUCUAAAACUCUUGUGGCACUGAGGAGAGUGAGGUCAUUGAGGGAUCCUUCAACUAAUGCUAUGAGCAAGCUCUCUUCCUUGGUAGAUAAUCUGCACUGGGAAAACGGUUCUGCUAAUGACAUUUCCCUUCGGUUUUCUGAUGCUGCUAGGCCAUGUGAUACUGAUGAUAAUGCUGCUCUCAGAUCAAGAAAUUUAGGUUUCAAGGGACAAAAGGAGCAGAAAGAUGCUGAUUCUGCAUUCAACUCAAGGCUGAAGCCUAGUGGGAUUUCUUGUCAGGUUCUACAACAAGAUGGUGAACCAAUUUACUCUAAGCGUAAUCUGCAAUGCAUUUCUGGAAACAAAUCACCAAGUGAAAGUUGUCGUAGCAACCAUGGGGGUAAAGGAUUGGACUUGGCUUGUAUUGUGCUUCCAAGUAAUAAUGAUUUCAAGGAUGGGGAUUCAUGUUAUGUAGCAACUGCUAGAUCAUCUCAAAUAGGGAGAAUAGAUUGCUCUAAGUCAGCAAAAAAGUCUCUGCGCAAAAAUCAAGUAAAACCAUCAGAGUUAGUAUGCAGUGUUGAUGGCAAUGUUAGUCCAUACCCUUCUGGUUAUGAUGCUUUCUCACCCUAUAGUGGUUCAGUAGGCAUAAAUCAAGGUAGUGAUGGUUUAGAUGAUAAUGAUAAUGGGUGUGGAAUAAGCUGCUGUUGGUCAAAAUCACCAAGAUUUAGAGAAUCAAAUCUAUAUGGUGAGAUAGAAGACCGUCCUUUGAUAUCUCACCGUGUUGAUGAGUCAGAUCUUCAUGCACACAGAAACAUGAGAAACAACGGUGGUGGGAGUGGUCUGAAUUUGGAAACUCCUAGAAGUUUGUCCAUGAAAUUUAGGCCUAAAGCAUUUAGUGAUUUGGUUGGACAAAAUGUGGUAGCAAGGUCUCUGUUGGGGGCCAUCUCCAGAGGAAGGAUAACAUCCUUUUAUCUGUUCUAUGGUCCACGUGGAACCGGCAAGACAUCUGCCUCUAGGAUAUUUGCUGCUGCACUGAAUUGUCUUUCUUUUGAGGAACAGAGGCCAUGUGGCCUAUGCAGAGAAUGUAUUGUAUUCUUUUCUGGAAGAAGUAAAGAUUUUAAGGAAGUGGAUUCUGUGAGAAUCAAUCGCAGCGACCAGGUUAAGUCCCUUGUUAAGAGUGCAAGCACCCCUCCAGUCUCCUCACGCUUCAAGGUUUUCAUUAUUGAUGAGUGCCAGCUAUUGAAUGGGGAAACAUGGGCAAGCAUUUCAAAUAGCUUAGACAACCUUUCUCAACAUGUGGUUUUUGUGAUGAUAACUCCUGAUUUGGAUAAGCUUCCCCGGAGUGUAGUUUCCCGGGCUCAGAGGUAUCACUUUGCAAAGGUUAAAGACGCUGACAUUGUAUGCAGAUUACAAAGUAUUUGCGGCGAAGAAGGUCUUGAUUUUGAACAGGAAGCUCUAGACUUUAUUGCUGCAAAAUCUUGUGGAUCUGUUAGGGAUGCAGAAAUGAUGCUUGAUCAGAUGAGUUUGCUUGGUAAAAAGAUCAACAUCUCUUUAGCUUAUGAACUUACUGGGAUCGUUUCUGAUGAUGAAUUACUCGAUUUGCUGGAUCUAGCUUUUUCAUCCGACACUUCAAAUACUGUCAUUAGAGCUCGGGAGCUGAUGCGGUCAAGGAUAGAUCCUUUGCAACUUGUAUCACAACUAGCAAAUCUCAUUAUGGACAUACUUGCAGGGAAAUGUGAAAAGGGUGGUUCAGAAGUCAGAAGUAGAUUUCAUAGGAAAUAUACCUCGGAAGCUGAUCUGCAGAAACUAAACAAUGCAUUGAAAAUACUUUCUGAAACUGAGAAGCAGCUGAGAAUUUCAAAGAAUCAAACAACAUGGUUCACCGUAGCUCUCCUACAGUUAAGCUCUGUAGAUUAUCAAUCUGUGGAUGCAAAUGACACCAAAUUUAGUAUUAGACGUGCAUGCAAUGGAGGUCAAAACUUGGAGCAUUUUGCUAACAAGUCAUACAGAUUAGGAGUGCCGGAGGAUCACAAAGGAACAUUGGAUUCCAUUUGGUAUAAAGCCACUGAGAUGUGUCAUUCUAGUCAGCUCAAAACUUUUCUCAGGAAGAAGGGGAAGUUGUCGUCACUUCAUGUUGAUCGCAGUACAGCUUGUCUUGCUAUUGCCGAGUUAGAGUUCCAACAUAGCCACCAUGUAUCAAAGGCCGAGAAGUCAUGGAAAAUGAUUGCAAGCUCCUUGCAAUUCAUAUUGGGUUGCAAUGUGGAGUUGAGGAUCACUUAUACACCUUGUGCUUCGGAUUCUAAGUAUUCCAAACUGAAGAGAUCAACUUUCAGUAUCUUCACUUGUUCCCGCAGAAAUCGGCAACAGAAGUCACUAUCAUCUAAUGAACAAGGAAGUGAAUCAGAUUAUGGUGAUUGCACCUCUGAGAAUCCCAUGAUGAAAGACAAAACUUCUACCUCUGAUUGUGGAAUGGAUGCUGUAACAGCUUUGAGGAGUUGUGAAGGGAAUUUGCUGAGCUCAGGAGAAAGAUUUUUUAAUAGAUCAUUUCAAGAGAGUAUGAGGACAUCAUGCGUUGAAGUUGAUUCUUCCAAGGAUAAGGGUUGCAACGGUGUUCAUCUUGAUCCAUCAAUCCUAGAUUCAGAAAAUGACCACUUUAACUGUUUUCCUAAAACCCUUUGGCUUCAAAAGAAGUUCCGUUCUUCGUAUUCAUCCAAGUUGUCUUUUCAAGGCAUUCAACAGCAGAAAGAUUUUGUUUUGUCUGUCCCGAAGUGUACAUGUUCUGGGAAAUAUACCUAUGCUAAUGAACCCUGCAUUUUUUCUGGUAGUUGUAAGAGUUGCACCAAAGCCUCUUAGAAGAAAGUAAGUUCACUUGUUAUGUGUUUACAUUGUUAUAAUUGUUUUUGAGACUGCACUACAGUGAUAAAGUAACAUAGUUGGAUAGAAUGAAAUGGUAUUAACAUUCUUGUGCUUUA